Messenger RNA from Hermetia illucens (black soldier fly), 756 nucleotides. RefSeq lists its product as uncharacterized. The transcript has 2 exons. NCBI's taxonomy places the organism in Eukaryota, Metazoa, Arthropoda, Insecta, Diptera, Stratiomyidae. The record is from RefSeq and is a predicted model, not a curated record. Bases 1 to 453 code for a protein of 150 amino acids.
AUGACAGGGGUUGUAGAUACUGAGGCGUGGAGGGAGUUUUUCUCCGUGCUACAAACCUUGCCGGAGCUUUGGAAGAACGAAGCGGAUGUCUUUAAAGACAAACAUAAGAAAAAAAUUGCACUUUCAAAACUAUUGGAAGUAUACAAGUCCAUAGACGGCAACGCGAAUGAAGACACCGUGAAAAAAAGACUUCAAAAUAUAAGAAGCUGCUACCGCAGAGAGUGUAAAAAAGUCGAGAGGAGCCGAAAAUCUGGAGCUGGCGUCGAUGAGGAGUAUGUACCAACGUUAUGGUACUUUGAUCUAGUUGAGUUCUUGAGGGAUCAAGAAAUCCAGUUGAGUGGUACGUCUACCGUCGACUUGGAUGAUGGAGAUCUUGAGUUACCAACGGAAACUCAUGAGCCGGGGCCCAGCCGCAUGCAAUUCCGUUGCAAUUUAAACUUACUAGUCAAUUAAUGGCUUUCAAAUUGAACAUAAAGACCAUCGUUUUGGUUAAAACCGGGUUGUUCUCAAUCAUUGCUACUCCCUAAAACCCUCCCGAAGGACUACGCACGUAUGUAAUUUAACGCCAGUCAUAAACCAGACGACUCCAGAUAAGCAAAAUGAAACGACAUAUAAAGAUAAAUUUGAGACGCGAGAAUCAAUUUUCUGAUUAGGCUUAGAAUGCGUAUGAGCAGAAAGAUGCAUUUUAAAGAGUCGACGCGAUAAUGUAUUUCAGAUAAUCCUAAUGAGCGUUUCAUUUUUCUUAUUUAGUCAAUA